Molecule: messenger RNA, 483 nt
Organism: Pelecanus crispus (Dalmatian pelican)
Lineage: Eukaryota; Metazoa; Chordata; Aves; Pelecaniformes; Pelecanidae
Source: RefSeq, a predicted model, not a curated record
AUGAAAGUGUUAAGCAGCUGUAAUACUUCAAAGACACUAAAUGCUGUGAACAUGGAGAGUGUGAUUGAGUGCCAGCUGGAGGCUGAUGCCAAGAAAUGCCCCCCGCUGGUCCCAGCAGACACUGAAGAUGGACUCUGCCACUCAGCUGCAGAUGGAACAAAGAAAAGAAAGAAGGUGAUAUUGCAGUCAUUUACUCUGAGACGAAGCUCUACCAAUGGGAAUUCCCCAGGGCAGCUAGACUCGGGUGCCAAGAUCGCUCUGUUUGGCCAGCCUCUGGCAAUUAUCUGUGGGGAAGAUGACACAUUGCCCCAGCCGGUCCAGGAUCUCCUAGCUAUAUUGUAUAAGAAAGGACCUUCCACUGAAGGGAUAUUCAGAAAAGCUGCCAAUGAGAAAGCACGAAAAGAGUUGAAGGAGGACCUAAACAAAGGCGGGAAUGUUGAUUUGAAAAGCAAAUCUGUGCACCUGCUGGCAGUGGUCUUGAAG